This is a messenger RNA of Symbiodinium sp. CCMP2456, 2100 nucleotides long. NCBI's taxonomy places the organism in Eukaryota, Dinophyceae, Suessiales, Symbiodiniaceae. The record is from the annotation of a GenBank genome assembly.
AUGGCAUUUCUCGCGUCGAGCGAUGUGCUGAACUCCCUGUGGAAGCAAAGUAAAGUCCCAUCGCUGGAUGGCAUACGAGCGAUCAGCUGUAUUUGGGUGAGCUUCUCCCAUGCGUUCUUCCUCUGGCAAAUGUCGGCCAUGUCAGUUCCAGGGACAUUGCGGCUAUUCUUUACAUCGUGGUGGCCAGUAGCAGUGCCGAUGAACGGAGAUCUGGGAGUAGAUUUCUUCCUUUUACUUUCGGGUUACCUCAUUGGCAGCUCGGUUUUCGAGGAAAUCAGGCAUACUGCGUCCUUCAACUGGGUGCCAUUCCUGAUUCGCAGAGUUUUCCGUAUCGCGCCCGUGUUCUACAUGGCAGUCUUUCUAGCGAUUGCUACACAGGGACUUGCGGCCUGUCGGUUCGCCUUCUGGAAGAAGCUGAUGUUCAUAGAGAACAUGACUGUCAACCUACAGGACGAGGGGCAAUGUGCCCCACAAUCUUGGAGCGUUGGCCUUGAGAUGCAGCUUUACUUGGUCACUCCGCUACUCAUGAUGCUUGCAUUUCGCUUACGACGGCAGUGCGAGUUUGCGUGGGCGGUUAUCGGUAUCUGUGGUUGCAUGUGGGUCGCAUGCUGUGUAGCUCGACUUUCCGCCCUGCCUGCAGUGGUUGCCAUGAGAGGAAGCGUGUGGUACACAGGGACGCAGUAUCGAUGUGCCCCGUAUGUCAUCGGAGUGGCAGUAUCUGUGCUCUGCCAUGGGACAUCCUCCCACGAAAGAUCCGCAUCCAGUGCUUUUCAGAGGAUCUUGGCUCUGGCAUCUUGCGCCAUUCUUGCGGAUUGCGCGUACUUUGGAGGUGGUGGACCUUUGCUGGGCUUCGAGAGCCCCAUGGCGAGAUGGCCCUUCAGCCGAGAAGCUGUAAAGCUGCACUUCGUUUUGGGACGUCCGCUCGUCGGCGCUGCGGCAGGGUACCUUCUGUGGAGGAGUCUCAGUGGCCAUGAGCCGUACUUGAACAAGGUGCUUUCUUGGCCAAUCUGGCGUCCCCUUGCGCGCCUGAGCUACUCCGCGUACAUGUUGCAGGUUGUGAGCUUUGCCGUGGCACCCUGGCUCUUAUCUCCACUCGCUGAUGCUACGAGCAAGCCUGCAAAAACACUUGCAUCUCUCUCGCAGCCAGCUAUGACCGGCAUUUGCUAUGCAUGGGCGGUGCUAUAUACACUGUUUGCCUUCGCUCUGGCACUGGUCAGCUACGUCUCCGGUGGCGGAGAGCUCGCACUUGAGCUCCGGGCUUCUUUCGGCCUCCUCGGGGCGGAUUCCGCUUACCAAGACCCCGACUCUGACUUCGGCGUCGGGGACGAGUCGCUCUUUGUGGUGCCGGCAGCAGAGAGUGGCUUGGAUCGGCUUGCUGCACGGCCCAAGUCUCCGACUCUGCCGCGCAGGGAGCUCGCCCAAGCUUCGGCAGCUACUGCCCCGGGACAUGCGGUUUCAUCCGCGCCGGUGAGCCUCCUGGACAAGUUCAAUGCGCAGGCGCGCCAGAUCCAAGCCAUGGAAAAACGCCUGGCGUCGUUGCAGGAGGAGGUCGUCAGGCUCCGAAGCGCCUCCGUCGCGCAGUCGGCCCUCUCCGAGGACUUGAAGAAAGGGCUUCAGUCCGAAUCGGGGGAACGCUUGCGACUGCGAGACGUGUUGCACGACCUCCUCCGGAUCACCGAGAGCUUGUCUGAAGGCGUCCAGUUCAGGAGGCACGUCCUCCUGGAAGAGGACAUGGAGCUGUUGUCGGCAAAACUCGAAGACCGGCAGCCUGUGACGACGGCGUCCCCCCAGGUUACAGUGCUUCGUUUGGCUGCGGCGGGUGAUGUGGCUGAGCUGGAACAGGCGCUGGAGGAUAUGGACGGGGCCAGUGUCAACGGAAGCAGCUGCCGCGGGAAGACCCCGCUGAUGUAUGCGGCAUCCUCUGGUCGCGCAGAGGCAGUCGCCUCCCUUCUUAGCCGCCGCGCCAGCGUCGGUGCCGUCGAUGUUUUCGGACGCGGGGCGAUGCACUUCGCGGCAGCAAGGCAGGCCGUUUUAGCCUUUUCUGACCAUCCUUCCAUGAGAGAUGCGAGUUCAGAAAAUAGGUUAGGGUUUAGGGUUUAG